ACGGAGAGAGGAAGGGAGCCCGCGGUGCGGCCCUGCUCCGCCUCUACCGUGCUUUCCGGGAGCACAGCAGCGCCGGGGCCGGCGGCAGGGCCGGGCGGCGGAGGCGGCCCUCGCCGCGCCGCGGCCAUGGAGCCCGAGCAGCUGCGUCUUUCCGCGGCCGCACAUGGCCAUGGAGGCUAUGAUUCUGAUUUUAGUGAUGAGGAGAGUGGAGAGAAGUCUCUGCAAAAGACUAAAAGAAUACAGGAAGAUGACCUUCUGAUAAAGCCAUUCCAAAAACCAAAACAAGGCAGUGUGGUUCACAGACAAUUUGCAGCUGAAGAAUGUGAUAGGGAAGAAGCAAGAAAAAGAAGAUUUCACUUGAUAUCUAUGGAUGCUUAUGAAAGACAUAAGAAGUUUGUGCAUGACUACAUUUUAUACUAUGGCGGCAAAAUAGAGGAUUUCCGAAGAUCUGGAGCAAAUGACAAGACAGAUCUUGAUGUUAUUAGAGAAAACCAUAGAUUCCUGUGGAAUGAAGAAGAUGAAGCAGACAUGAAUUGGGAGAAGAGGCUUGCAAAGAAGUAUUAUGACAAAUUGUUCAAAGAAUACUGUAUAGCAGAUCUCAGCAGAUACAAAGAGAAUAAGUUUGGAUUUAGAUGGCGACAUGAGAAAGAAGUAAUUUCAGGAAAAGGUCAGUUUUCCUGUGGAAAUAAACACUGUGAUGAGAAUGAAGGCCUGAAGAGCUGGGAGGUGAAUUUUGGUUACAUUGAGCAUGGUGAAAAGAGGAAUGCACUCGUAAAAUUGAGACUAUGUUCAGAAUGUUCCCACAAACUAAACUUCCAUCACCGGAGGAAAGAAGUCAAAACAUGCAAGAAAAGAGGCACAGCUGCACAGAAUUCUAAGGAGCCAAAACAUAAGAAGAGAAAAUUGUCUCGUUCAGCAAAAAAAAAGUCCAAAAAAAAGACCCGUGAAGAUCAGGUUUCUUCAGACGAUUCAGGUAAUUCUGAUAAAGAUUCAGAUGACAGCAGUGCUGAAGAUGGUCCUUCUGAAGCUGACUCUUUGAAAGGUCCUCUACGAGAAGCAGAUGAAAAAUCACGGGAAGAGGAGUUUCAUGAGUAUUUUCAAGAUUUAUUUCUCUAAAAUUUGCAAUUGAUGUUGGCUGAUUUUCUUCAUGAGUUGUCAAGAUGGAAGUCUGGAAAUCCAGCCAUAAUUUUCCAGAGACCCCUAUCUGCCAGCAUACCUUUUCUACAGUCACUCAUAUGGACCAUUUGGGUGGGUUUUCUUUGUAGAAGGAUUUAAAUCUAAAAACUUUGUUUCUUGUUGUAGGCUACAUACUCUUAAACAAGAGAAAUAAUUUUUCAGUUCAGUGCAAAAUAUAUAUGGCACUCAAACUUAUACAAACAAGAAUAUAGUUUAUUAACAUUACAACAAGGAAGUUCACUUCUUUUAUUUGAUCUCAAACUUCAGUUAUUGCCAGAUUUUUGUAAAGGAGCAUUUUGUAAGAUUGUGUGAGUAGUUUAAAGCCAUACACUAUAAUAUAUUUAUAUAUUUAAUUUAUUAAACAAGAAUUAAUAGCCUUAAAUUUAUUGGUUAUUUAGAUUUUAAUAUUUGGGUAUUAAUCUCUGUAACUAUUUUCAAAUGCUUUUGGAGAACAUCACAUUUUUUCAAAUAUCUCUCCUACUCCUUUAAAAAGUUCAGUUUAUUGUGACUUUCUUUUAAAUUUUAGUUGUAAUGUGAUGUGUCUUACAUUGCCACCUAUAAAAAUAUGUUUGGUUGGUGAAAUUUUUUGUGUAAAAAAUAACAUGUGGCUUUUUUCUGGAGAUGUACGUGACUUUCAUGUUGUCUGUGGCUUCUGAUCUGCUUCCCAUUGACUGAACGUUAAUCCUUCUUUCCCGUCUAAUCCUGAAUAUACAAAUAAAGCAUGUAUAUUGCUUGAGAAACGUACUGGAGUCAUCUUCUUCUUUGAGUUGCAACGCAUCUUUAAACAUUCAUUCAGUCAUGUUUCCAAAGAACCAGACUGCACAUGAAAAGGUAUUAUGCCAAUAUUUUUUCUGUCUGGUGAAAAUGACUUUGGAUAUGAGG
Camarhynchus parvulus is the source of this 2058-nucleotide messenger RNA. Its product is annotated as protein FRA10AC1. Gene Ontology annotation, molecular function: phosphatase activity. The record is from RefSeq and is a predicted model, not a curated record. Lineage: Eukaryota; Metazoa; Chordata; Aves; Passeriformes; Thraupidae. Gene Ontology annotation, biological process: dephosphorylation. The transcript is spliced from 14 exons. Bases 127 to 1116 code for a protein of 329 amino acids.